Molecule: messenger RNA, 648 nt
Organism: Suillus clintonianus
Lineage: Eukaryota; Fungi; Basidiomycota; Agaricomycetes; Boletales; Suillaceae
Exons: 1
Coding region: 1-459 (152 amino acids)
Source: RefSeq, a predicted model, not a curated record
AUGAAGUUCACUUCAGUUGUCACUCUUCUCUCUGCCUUCGCCCUCCCAGCGUUCGCAGAGUCCGUAUUUGUCGUACAAAACGCUAAUUACAGCAACCCCAAUACGUCCCUUUCUACCGUCACCUGCUCAGUUUUGGCACAGGAUUACACCAACUUUUCCUCCCUGCCUGCUUUCCCCAACAUUGGAGGAAUCCCAGGCGUCAAUGCGAACCCCACCUUGUGCGGCUCCUGCUGGAGCCUCACACCCGCCCCACCCUGCAGCAGCCUAACCACCCUCUACUUCACCGUUGUUGGUGACAAUUCCAAUGACCUCAUCAACGCUGUCCAAAGCGUCGAUGCUAACAUUACCAUAUACGAUAUCUCCCAGCAGGCGUACGGCAACUUGACUCACGCUUCCUGCAAAGUGGAUGCAGUUUAUGCUGAAGCCACUCAGGUUGAUGCUAGUAUGUGUGGCAUGUAGAGGCGAGUGCGUUUCAUCCUCGAUGUUCUGCAAGACUAGAGCUCUGAUUCGAUGUCUAGUCUAAUGGAGAGGAUCGGGACUGGGAACAAAUGAUAUCGCAGACUCGGAGGAUCUAGAGUUGGUUUUUGGUUGUAUGGUUGCUUGUGUUCUUGGUUUGUAAUUCGGAAAGUGCGCUGCGAUGUUUUUUCC